AUGGAGGUGGUGGAUGAGAGCGGUGGCCACAGGGAGAUGAUGGAGGUGGUGGAUGAGAGCGGUGGCCACAGGGAGAUGAUGGAGAUGCUAGGCAACACCCUCAUGGCCAUGUUGAACAAGUACUGGAUCUACAUCUGCGGCGGCAUGUUCUUCUUCGUCAGCUUCGAGGGACGCAUCGUCAUGUACAAGAUCAUCUACAUGAUGCUCCUCCUCUUCUGUGUGGCCUGCUACCAGGUACUGUUACUGUAGGCUUACUGUACCUUCCUGUCUGGCUGGCUCUGUGCAGGGUUUUGAUCUAGCCCAGCGCUGAUGCACCUUUUGGGGCCUUUCCUUCGGUUACCGGGGAAACUAAAUCAAGUGCACUCCACAUAUACAAUUUCUAUACAUCCGGAGUGUGCGAGAAAGUACGAAAAUGUAUGCACUCACUACUGUAAGUCGCACUGGAAAAGAGUGUCUGCUAAGUGACUCACUACUGUAAGUCUCUCUGGAUAAGAGCGUCUGCUAAAUGACUGACGACUGUAAGUCUCUCUGGAUAAGAGCGUCUGCUAAAUGACUCACAACUGUAAGUCUCUCUGGAUAAGAGCGUCUGCUAAAUGACUGACUACUGUAAGUCUCUCUGGAUAAGAGCGUCUGGUAAAUGACUCACUACUGUAAGUCUCUCUGGAUAAGAGCGUCUGGUAAAUGACUGACUACUGUAAGUCAUUCUGGAUAAGAGCGUCUGCUAAAUGACUCACUACUGUAAGUCUCUCUGGAUAAGAGCAUCUGCUAAAUGACUCACUACUGUAAGUCUCUCUGGAUAAGAGCGUCUGCUAAAUGACUCACUACUGUAAGUCAUUCUGGAUAAGAGCGUCUGCUAAAUGACUGACUACUGUAAGUCUCUCUGGAUAAGAGCAUCUGCUAAAUGACUCACUACUGUAAGUCUCUCUGGAUAAGAGCGUCUGCUAAAUGACUCACUACUGUAAGUCGUUCUGGAUAAGAGCGUCUGCUAAAUGACUCACUACUGUAAGUCUCUAUGGAUGAGAGUGUCUGGUAAAUGACUCACUACUGUAAGUCUCUCUGGAUAAGAGCGUCUGCUAAAUGACUCACUACUGUAAGUCUCUCUGGAUAAGAGCGUCUGCUAAAUGACUCACUACUGUAAGUCUCUCUGGAUAAGAGUGUCUGGUAAAUGACUCACUACUGUAAGUCUCUCUGGAUAAGAGCAUCUGCUAAAUGACUGACUACUGUAAGUCUCUCUGGAUAAGAGCGUCUGCUAAAUGACUCACUACUGUAAGUCUCUCUGGAUAAGAGCGUCUGCUAAAUGACUGACUACUGUAAGUCUCUCUGGAUAAGAGCGUCUGCUAAAUGACUCACUACUGUAAGUCUCUCUGGAUAAGAGUGUCUGGUAAAUGACUCACUACUGUAAGUCUCUCUGGAUAAGAGUGUCUGGUAAAUGACUCACUACUGUAAGUCUCUCUGGAUAAGAGCGUCUGCUAAAUGACUGACGACUGUAAGUCUCUCUGGAUAAGAGCGUCUGCUAAAUGACUCACAACUGUAAGUCUCUCUGGAUAAUAGCGUCUGCUAAAUGACUGACGACUGUAAGUCUCUCUGGAUAAGAGCGUCUGCUAAAUGACUCACAACUGUAAGUCUCUCUGGAUAAGAGCGUCUGGUAAAUAACUCACUACUGUAAGUCUCUCUGGAUAAGAGUGUCUGCUAAGUGACUCACUACUGUAAGUCUCUCUGGAUAAGAGCGUCUGCUAAAUGACUGACUACUGUAAGUCUCUCUGGAUAAGAGCGUCUGCUAAAUGACUGACGACUGUAAGUCUCUCUGGAUAAGAGCGUCUGCUAAAUGACUCACAACUGUAAGUCUCUCUGGAUAAGAGCGUCUGCUAAAUGACUGACUACUGUAAGUCUCUCUGGAUAAGAGCGUCUGCUAAAUGACUCACUACUGUAAGUCUCUCUGGAUAAGAGCGUCUGGUAAAUGACUGACUACUGUAAGUCAUUCUGGAUAAGAGCGUCUGCUAAAUGACUCACUACUGUAAGUCUCUCUGGAUAAGAGCAUCUGCUAAAUGACUCACUACUGUAAGUCUCUCUGGAUAAGAGCGUCUGCUAAAUGACUCACUACUGUAAGUCAUUCUGGAUAAGAGCGUCUGCUAAAUGACUGACUACUGUAAGUCUCUCUGGAUAAGAGCAUCUGCUAAAUCACUCACUACUGUAAGUCUCUCUGGAUAAGAGCGUCUGCUAAAUGACUCACUACUGUAAGUCGUUCUGGAUAAGAGCAUCUGCUAAAUGACUCACUACUGUAAGUCUCUAUUGAUGAGAGUGUCUGGUAAAUGACUCACUACUGUAAGUCUCUCUGGAUAAGAGCGUCUGCUAAAUGACUCACUACUGUAAGUCUCUCUGGAUAAGAGUGUCUGGUAAAUGACUCACUACUGUAAGUCUCUCUGGAUAAGAGCAUCUGCUAAAUGACUGACUACUGUAAGUCUCUCUGGAUAAGAGCGUCUGCUAAAUGACUCACUACUGUAAGUCUCUCUGGAUAAGAACGUCUGCUAAAUGACUGACUACUGUAAGUCUCUCUGGAUAAGAGCGUCUGCUAAAUGACUCACUACUGUAAGUCUCUCUGGAUAAGAGUGUCUGGUAAAUGACUCACUACUGUAAGUCUCUCUGGAUAAGAGUGUCUGGUAAAUGACUCACUACUGUAAGUCUCUCUGGAUAAGAGCGUCUGGUAAAUGACUCACUACUGUAAGUCUCUCUGGAUAAGAGCAUCUGCUAAAUGACUGACUACUGUAAGUCUCUCUGGAUAAGAGCGUCUGCUAAAUGACUCACUACUGUAAGUCUCUCUGGAUAAGAACGUCUGCUAAAUGACUGACUACUGUAAGUCUCUCUGGAUAAGAGCGUCUGCUAAAUGACUCACUACUGUAAGUCUCUCUGGAUAAGAGUGUCUGGUAAAUGACUCACUACUGUAAGUCUCUCUGGAUAAGAGUGUCUGGUAAAUGACUCACUACUGUAAGUCUCUCUGGAUAAGAGUGUCUGCUAAAUGACUCACUACUGUAAGUCUCUCUGGAUAAGAGUGUCUGGUAAAUGACUCACUACUGUAAGUCUCUCUGGAUAAUAGCGUCUGCUAAAUGACUCACUACUGUAAGUCUCUCUGGAUAAGAACGUCUGCUAAAUGACUGACUACUGUAAGUCUCUCUGGAUAAGAGCGUCUGCUAAAUGACUCACUACUGUAAGUCUCUCUGGAUAAGAGUGUCUGGUAAAUGACUCACUACUGUAAGUCUCUCUGGAUAAGAGUGUCUGGUAAAUGACUCACUACUGUAAGUCUCUCUGGAUAAGAGUGUCUGGUAAAUGACUCACUACUGUAAGUCUCUCUGGAUAAGAGCGUCUGCUAAAUGACUCACUACUGUAAGUCUCUCUGGAUAAGAACGUCUGCUAAAUGACUGACUACUGUAAGUCUCUCUGGAUAAGAGCGUCUGCUAAAUGACUCACUACUGUAAGUUGUUCUGUAUAAGAGCGUCUGCUAAAUGACUCGGAUGUAAAAUGAGUGUUCUAUAACUAACAAACUACACAUACUGGAACAGUGAAUGGUGAUUUGAAGGUAUGUGUAAUGUUUUGUAACAGCCUGCCUCUCUGGCCAUCACCAGGUGCACUAUGAGUGGUGGAGGAGGAUGCUGAAGUACUUCUGGAUGUCUGUGGUGGUCUACACCAUGCUGGUCCUCAUCCUGGUCUACACCUUCCAGUUUGACUCCUCCAUCCACGUCUGGUCCAACAUGACCGGAAUGAGCAAAGACAAGUGAGUAAAGAGAAAUGGAGAGAGCGAGAGAGUGUGUGUGUGUGUGUGUGUGUGUGUGUGUGUGUGCCUUUACCAUCGUUCCGUGUCAACCGCCCUCCUCCCCCUGUCUCUCCCUGUGUAGACUGGAGGACCUGGGUCUGGAGAAGUUCUCUGUCCCGGCUCUGUUCACGAGGAUCUUCAUCCCCACCUCCUUCCUGUUGGUCUGCAUCCUCCACUUCCACUACUUCCACCAGCGCUUCCUGCUGCUCACUGACAUCAAGACGGUGGCCGACAAGCAGAAGAGCACAAUCACCAGGUGAGACAGCACACUGGAAAAUAAGUUGUGACUCUCUGGCAGUGCCCUGAGUCCCACUAAGUCUCACAGGAUUCAAAACUAUUCGACAAAGGGUCACUCCACUCCUUUAUAGAGCACAGGAAGUGGAAGGAUGUAUAGUACUGACAGGGAGUUCAAAAAGUAUUUAGGUUUGUUAAAAGCAUGUCAUUCCAUCUAUUCAAUUAACUUAAGAUUCAAUAUCAAUAUCAGCGCUAUUUUUCUUUAACAGAUUUUACAUUACUUUUCACAUUGCAAAUUGUUUAUAAUAAUAAUAUGCCUUUAAUUUGUUUCAUUCACUUCUAAAAUGGACAAAAUUUGACCGAUAGAUAUUUUAUCUUAAAAAAUGUCUGACUCCACGAAUGGUGGUCCUCGAGGUAUUGGCAGUGAUUUGGUGAUCCCCGGAAUGGAACAGGUUGGGAACCGCAGAUCUAGAAUUAUCUAGUAACCUCUAAUUUAAUUAAAACUGUCCAAAUUCUGUCCAGCAAUUAAUUUAUGUGAAAUCCACCAUGGCUAUCCAUUACCCAUGCCCCUACUGGCUGGCAGUUUAACUAUAAUGCCCCCUCUCUUUAUCUGCUUGUGUCUGAUCCUUUUGUCCUUACCUGUUAUCCUCUUAAGGAUCGGACCCUUUUUUUUUUUUUUUAUUUGCCUAAAAUGACAUACCAUAAUCUAACUGCCUGUAGCUCAGGACCUGAAGCAAGGACAUGCAUAUUCUUGAUACCAUUUAAAAGGAAACACUUUGAAGUUUGUGGAAAUGUGAAAUUAAUGUAGGAGAAUAUAACACAUGCGUUUUCUAUUUAUUUUCUUGUUCCAUCAUCUUUGAAAUGCAAGAGAAAGGCCACAAUAUAAUAUUGCAGUUUGGCGCAAUUUAGCAGUGUGUGUGCAAAGUUUCAGAUUGAUCCAGCGAAGCGUUGCAAUACUGGACUAUUUUGUAUCAAGUCUGCCCAAAUGUGCCGAAUUGGUCAAUUGAUACAUUUUCAAGUACAUAACUAUAGAGAACAUACAAAAAUGAUAUGGUAAUACAAAAUGUAAGUUUACACACUCCCAGGAAUGUCAUACAUGAUGGAUCAUUAGCUUAUACACUAACUUUCACAUAACUAGAUGGCCGGGCGGGGUGGGUGUGGAGCCAGAGACAGCAGGGGUUCAAACUGUAGAACCCAGUUCCAACAUUUGAAUAUAAAAAUUGAUUUUAUCAAACAAAACUAUGCUACAUUUUAUCUCUGGGACCUUUAGGAUGACAAAUCAGAGCAAGAUUACUGAAUGUAAGUACAUUAUUUACCUUCAGAGGUGAAUGUUCCCUGUAGCUCAGUUGGUAGAGCAUGGUGCUUGCAACGCCAGGGUUGUGGGUUCGUUUCCCACGGGGGGCCAGUAUGAAAAUAUAUGCACUCAUAAGAGCGUCUGCUAAAUGACUAAAAUGUUAAUGUAAUAUAUCAAACCAGUUAUAGUGCUAAGUUUUUUUGUUGUUGUUCACUCUCCUCAAACAAUAGCAUGGUAUUUUUUCACUGUAAUAGCUACUGUAAAUUGGACAGUGCAGUUAGAAUACCAAGAAUUUACGCUUUCUGCCCAUAUAAGACAUGUCUAUGUCCUGGAAAGUUUGCUGUUACUUACAACAGUCAUGCUAAUCACAUUAGCGCACGUUAGCUCAACCGUCCCGUAUACGGGACACCGAUCCGGUAGAGGUUAAACCACUAGGGCACUUGUUGUACCAUUAGGGCACCUGAUGUAACAUUAGGGCACCUGUUAUUCCAUUAGUUUUAGGGCACCUGCUUUAGCUUUAGCUAACUAGUUGUUGUCAAUGUAGCAUUGUUGACUGCAGAAACCACUUUCUUCCAUUGCUUCGCCAUGCCAAAGUCAACACACACACACACACACACACACACACACACACACACACACACACACACACACACACACACACACACACACACACACACUCACACGCUCACACACUAGCCCUCACCAAGGAAAGCUAAGCAAAGCUGGCCUGAAAGACAAAAUAUGUUGUCUUCCACCUUUUCUAAAAUCUAAAAAUCUCUAAUUAUUUCAAUAGUGAUAGUUAUCCGUAAGGGAUUCCAUGCACAUACUAUAUCCUUAAUGUGAUCUCCUCCAUGUCAAUCCCACUGUUUUACUGUUCAGCCCCCCGGGGCACGCCCACUGUUUUACUGUUCAGCCCCCCGGGGCACGCCCACUGUUUUACUGUUCAGCCCCCCUGGGCACGCCCACUGUUUUACUGUUCAGCCCCCCUGGUUUUAAACUCUAUCCCAUUUCCAUCUAGCUCUAACAAGGUGUCAAGUUAAAACACUAACUAUGCCUCUGAACUUUGUAGUACAUCUAUCGCUGCCAAAGGUGCAGUGCAAGUAUUGUUGGAAUGCAAUGCUAGCAUUCAUCAAAUCAAUUUCAUCACCUGCUCUUUCAUUGAAGGCAUAUUUUGAUGGCUGACUUUUCUGGACCCCUCUUCUGGACAGCUAAAGGUCUGCAGCUUCUGCGCAUGUGCGGGAUUCUCUACUUUACACACAGUCUCUCCUCUACUCAUAGAGAACCUCCCUUCACAUUUCUCCCUGUCAAUCGUGAACGAUAAUUCUUCAAGUUUUACCAGUGAAACGUCCAUGCAGCAUCUGCAUACCAACCAUUUGAUCUCAAUCAGUUUCAAAGCACAUACUUUUUCACAGAGUUUUGGCCACAUGAGAGAAAAAUGCACAAUUCGCACAAUCAUCCUAAAAUCUUUAUAAGAAAUGAGGGGUUGUUUUUGGUGUAACAGUAACGUUAUACCAUGCUAUUAUACUCGGUUCUGUUAUGUAGAAUACUGAGAUCAUUGUGGGAUCUUGCAGACAUUGAUUCAGCUUUGAGCUAACUUUAUGAAAUGGGCACCAUUCACCAGAGUAGCCUGUUCCCUCUAAGUAGAGCAGAGUCUGUGUGUAAAGUGGAAAAUCCCACACAUGCGCAGACGCUUUGGGACCUUUAGAUGUCGGGAAGACGGGCCCAGAAAAGUCGGAUCCACAGCCGCUCUGUAGUUUGAUUUGGGAGAUUGCGAGUGGAUGUCCUCCCGAGUGGCGCAGUGGUCUAAGGCACUGCAUCACAGUGCUAGCUGUGCCACUAGAGAUCCUGGUUUGAAUCCAGGCUCUGUCGUAGCCGGCCGCGACCGGGAGACCCAUAGGGUGGCGCACAAGUCGUCCAGGGUAGGGGAGGGAAUGGCCGGCAGGGAUGUAGCUCAGUUGGUAGAGCAUGGCGUUUGCAACGCCAGGGUUGUGGGUUCGAUUCCCACGGGGGGCCAGUAUGAAAAAAAAAAAAAAUGAUGUAUGAACUCACUAACUGUAAGUCGCUCUGGAUAAGAGCGUCUGCUAAAUGACUUAAAUGUAAUGUUAAAUAAUUUCUCCAUAAGUUAGAAUACUUUUUACAGUACAGUUACUUGCCACAUGUUAUGAGGAAGAAGUGGCUGUGUGGACUGGUUGGUCUCUUUUGUUUACACCUAUCACUUUGAGACCAGUGGUCAUGAAGGGAAGGAGACAGAACAAAUUCUCUCUCGAUAACUACAGGGACCCAGCCUGACAGUGCCUCCCAUAGAAGGGAGGCACGGGGGAGGGAAUGGCCGGCAGGGAGGUAGCUCAGGUGGUAGAGCAUGACGUUUGCAACGCCAGGGUUGUGGGUUCGUUUCCCACGGGGGGCCAGUAUGAAAAAAAAAAGAAUAAUGUAUGCACUAACUGUAAGUCGCUCUGGAUAAGAGCGUCUGCUAAAAAAAAAAAAAAAAAAAAAAAAAAAAAAUUGAAGUAGAGGGACAACUAUUAGGAGCUUUAUCUAGAGGGGCAACUAUUAGGAGCUUUAUCUAGAGGGACAACUAUUAGGAGCUUUAUCUAGAGGGAAAACUAUUAGGAGCUUUAUCUAGAGGGACAACUAUUAGGAGCUUUAUCUAGAGGGACAACUAUUAGGAGCUUUAUCUAGAGGGACAACUAUUAGGAGCUUUAUCUAGAGGGGCAACUAUUAGGAGCUUUAUCUAGAGGGACAACUAUUAGGAGCUUUAUCUAGAGGGACAACUAUUAGGAGCUUUAUCUAGAGGGACAACUAUUAGGAGCUUUAUCUAGAGGGACAACUAUUAGGAGCUUUAUCUAGAGGGGCAACUAUUAGGAGCUUUAUCUAGAGGGACAACUAUUAGGAGCUUUAUCUAGAGGGACAACUAUUAGGAGCUUUAUCUAGAGGGACAACUAUUAGGAGCUUUAUCUAGAGGGACAACUAUUAGGAGCUUUAUCUAGAGGGACAACUAUUAGGAGCUAUCUAGAGGGACAACUAUUAGGAGCUUUAUCUAGAGGGACAACUAUUAGGAGCUUUAUCUAGAGGGACAACUAUUAGGAGCUUUAUCUAGAGGGACAACUAUUAGGAGCUUUAUCCGUUCUAGUCAUUCUAUUUCUAUCUCCACUCCCAGGCUGGUGCACCUAGAUGGCAGUCUAGCAGACAUCUCUCUGAUCAAACCGACCCUCACUGUGACCAACAAAGAUGAGGAGCCUGGGGAGAAGCCGCAGGCUGGGGAGAAGGCUCAGCUGGAAGAGGAAGAUGGGAAGGAGGAGGAGGAGGAGGAGGAGAAGAAGAGAAGUUAUGAGGAGGAGGAAGAGGAGGAGGAUAAGAGGUAUGAAGAACCCCUGGAGCACUGCAGCAAGGCGGAGUCCCCGGUCGACGAGAUGUCAGGUACCUAGAUAGAGAGCCUGACACACACAUGCACAGGGAAAACAAAUUAACAUUUGAUGAAAAACACAAAAUGUUAGUGGGUUUGCAAGCACCUUCAUUCAUCAUAUUUCAGCCAAUAAAAGUCGAUGAAUCUAAUAUAGAAGCCGUCAUCUGGAUUUUUUUAAAUGUUAUUUGGUGGAGUAUAAUAAAAUAAUUGAUUUGACGUGAUUGUGACAUAUCACACUACACUAGGGCUUUAUUGGAGUGAUAGGGAAUCAGACACAGAGAGAGAGGAAGACAGUGUCUAGACUUGUUGGAUGAGGUAACAGGCUUGGAAGCCAUGGCCAUGCUCCUCUAGUAUGAAUCAUUCUAUUAUGGUACCCUGGACACACCUCUUUGGAGACACCUCUUUCUCAGAGGUAUUUUCUCAUAGGUUCUCAUGGUUGUUACACUGUCCUUUAUGCACUAGUUCAAGGCAACGCUGCUAGCUACAGUUAGUUUGAUGGAUUUCGUUGAAGUCCAAUACAGUAGUUAUGCUGCAUGCGAUCCAGUUCUCUAGUAAUCUUUUCCCAGUGAGUGGUGUGUUCGUUUGAUGCUGACUACAGGCUGCUCAACACACUGUCUCCACAGUCGUUCCUCUGUUUGACCGUAUGUGGGCUGAGGGGAUUUCUGUGUGUUUGCGUGUGUGCUUGUGUGCGUCUGAACACUGACGCUGCCUCAGUGUCUUGACAGAACAAUGCUCGGGCUGUUCAACAUCUGUUUCCUGCUGAUGUAAGAAUGAGUUUGAAUAUGUUAAAGGUGUUUCAACUUUUCAUUUCAUUAGUCGUAUGUACGGGAUACGCAUGGUAAACAUCGUCCAAUGAAAUGCUUACUUGCAGGUUCCUACUUGACAAUGCAACAACAACAAUAAAUAAUAAAAGAUGUGUGUGUGUGUGUGUGUGUGCUCUGUGUGUGUGUGUGUGCUCUGUGUGUGUGUGUGCUCUGUGUGUGUGUGCUCUGUGUGUGUGUAUGUGCUCUGUGCGUGCCGCCGUGCCCAGAAUGUUCUGAAAUCCCCUCAGCCCAGUCACACAUAGACAAGGGGAGUAAAUCACACGUGGAAGAGACACAGCACAGUGUCUGACAGAGGAAGAGACACAACACAGUGUCUGACAGAGAAAGAGACACAACACAGUGUCUGUCAGAGGAAGAGACACAACACAGUGUCUGACAGAGAAAGAGACACAACACAGUGUCUGACAGAGAAAGAGACACAACACAGUGUCUGUCAGAGGAAGAGACACAACACAGUGUCUGACAGAGGAAGAGACACAACACAGUGUCUGUCAGAGAAAGAGACACAACACAGUGUCUGUCAGAGGAAGAGACACAACACAGUGUUUGUCAGAGGAAGAGGUGUCCACGUGAUCUAUCUCUCUGUCUCAUUCUGUUAUGAGUACAACCCUACCUCACACAGGAAGCAGCGCAGAUCCUAAUCCAGGCACUUGUCAUCCCCCGUUUGGACUGCUGCAACUCACUGUUGGCUGGGCUCCCCACUUGUGCCAUCAAACCCCUGCAGCUUAUCCAGAACACAGCAGACCGCCUGGUGUUCAACCUUCCCAAGUUCUCCCAUGUCACCCCGCUCCUCAGUUCACUCCUCUGGCUUCCAGUCGAAGCUUGCAUCCACUACCAGACCAUGGUACUUACCUACGGAGCAGCAAGAGGAACUGCCCCUCCAUAUCUUCAGGCUAUGCUCAAACCCUACACCACAACCUGAGCACUCCGUUCUGCCACCUCUGGUCUCUUGACCCUCGCACCCCUAUGGGAGGGCAGCUCCCGCUCUGCCCAGUCCAAGCUCUUCUCUGUCCUGGCACCCCAAUGGUGGAACCAGCUUCCCCUUGAAGCUAGGACAGCAGAGUCCCUGUCCAUCUUUCGAAAACAUCUGAAACCUUACCUCUUCAAAGAGUAUCUUAAAUAAUCCCAAAAGCAUCAUGUCAGAUGACAAACUAUACUGAAUGACGAGAGCUGAGUGAUCUGUCGAUGUUGUCCCCCAACCAUCACUAUUCAAAUGGAACAGCGCCCUCUAGUGGUAGUCUGUCUCAGCUCUGCACUUGGGGUCCGUGUCUGUGCACUGUAGGCUAGUGAGUGUUUUCUCCAAGGUUUAUUGUCCAAGGUUGCUUCUCAGGUUAGCUAUUUUUUACAUUUACAUUUUAGUCAUUUAGCUGACGCUCUUAUCCAGAGCGACUUACAGUUAGUGAGUGCAUACAUAUUUAUUUAUUAUACUGGCCCCCCGUGGGAAAUGCUCUACCAACUGAGCUACAUCCCUGCCGGCCAUUCCCUCCCCUACCCUGGACAACUGUGCGCCGCCCCAUGGGUCUCCCGGUCGCGGCCGGCUACGACAGAGCCUGGAUUCAAACCAGGAUCUCUAGUGGCACAGCUAGCACUGUGAUGCAGUGCCUUAGACCACUGCGCCACUCGGGAGAACAAAGAGUGUUUCCAUUUCCACUCAUUAACAUGAAGUGCUCUCUCUCUCUCUCUCUCUCUCUCUCUCUCUCUCUCUCUCUCGCUCUCUCUCUCUCUCCCGUCUCACUGCGUCUCCCAUCCUCUCUCUCUCACUCUCUCGCUCUCUCUCUCUCUCUCUCUCUCUCUCUCUCUCUCUCUCUCUCUCUCUCUCUCUCUCUCUCUCUCUCUCUCUAUCUCACGGUCUCUCUCUCUGUCUCUCCCCCCACCUCUUCCCCCUCUCCUCUCCCUCUCUUCCCCAGACCUGAGGAGUAAGUGGUAUCUGGUGGUGGACCGCCUCACGGUGCUCUUCCUCAAGUUUCUGCAGUACUUCCAGCAGCUGCAGCGGACCAUCUGGUGGCUGCUGGAGCUCCACAUCAUCAAGAUCGUCUCAUCCUACAUCAUCUGGGUCUCAGUCAAAGAGGUGAGCCCACCUAUUCAGCCACCAUCUCAUCAAGAUUGCAAGGAGAAUACUUGCAUGCAUGAGAUUCCAACAUUGAUUCCCGCAAUCGCUAAACUUGAGAAUGGAUUGGUAGUGGAUUGCAUGUGCACAGGGUCUCAUCACUGUUCACGUGCUAUCUAAAUGGUAUUUACAUUUUAACUGACAACUAUCCUCCUCCAUCAAAAUAGGCUUCCAAAAGCAAUUAUACAUGCAGAAAAAAGGGUUCCAAAAGGGUUCUUCCGCUGUCCCCAUAGGAGAACCAUUUUUGGUUCCAGGUAGAACCCUUUUUGGUUCCAGGUAGAACUAUUUUGUGUUUCAUGUAGAACCCUCUGUGGAAAGGGUUCUACAUGGAGCUCAAAAGCGUUCUACCUGGAACCAAAAAGGGUUCUUCAAAGGGUUCUCCUAUGGGGACAGCCAAAGAACCCUUUUAGGUUCUAGAUUGCACCUUUUUUUCUAAGAAUGGAUGGAUGCGUUGAACUGUUAGACCACAUACUCUACGUCCAGGAAGUGAAGGUGUCUCUUUUGUCCUGUGUUCUCCAGGUGUCUCUGUUCAACUAUGUGUUCCUGGUGAGUUGGGCGUUCGCCCUGCCCUUCAGUCAGUUCAGGCCCCUGGCCUCCAGCGUCUGUACCGUCUGGACCUGCGUCAUCAUCGUCUGCAAGAUGCUCUACCAACUCACCUCUAUAAACCCCUCUACGUACUCUAAGAACUGCUCCAUGGUGGGUAGUGGCCCAGGGAGUGUUGAGGUAGUGGCCCAGGGAGUGUUGAGGUGGUGGCCCAGGGAGUGUUGAGGUAGUGGCCCAGGGAGUGUUGAGGUGGUGGCCCAGGGAGUGUUGAGGUAGUGGCCCAGGGAGUGUUGAGGUGGUGGCCCAGGGAGUGUUGAGGUGGUGGCCCAGGGAGUGUUGAGGUGGUGUCCCAGGGAGUGUUGAGGUGGUGGCCCAGGGAGUGUUGAGGUGGUGGCCCAGGGAGUGUUGAGGUGGUGGCCCAGGGAGUGUUGAGGUAGUGGCCCAGGGAGUGUUGAGGUGGUGGCCCAGGGAGUGUUGAGGUGGUGGCCCAGGGAGUGUUGAGGUGGUGGCCCAGGGGUGUUUGUGUGUAUUUUCUAUCCUCUAUGUUCCUGUUAUUUUUCUCUUUCUAUGUCUCUCCUCUUUGAGUGUCUCCUCUAGGGGGUCAGUCGGUCCUAAUACAGGCAUUAUACUCCUCUUCUGUGUUGUGAUAGCCUGGACUGGUUCACAAUGUUAAUGACACACCUUUCCUCUCGUCUGUAGCCUCUGAACUACACGGAUGCCCAGAGGAGUGAGAUGGCCCAUUCCCUGCUCUACAGCGCCCCUGUGGACCCAGCCAACUGGGUGGGCCUCCGCAAGUUCUCCCCGCUACUGGAGAACCUGAGGGUGGGUGGAGGAGAGAGACGCUGCACUGGGAACCUGACUACACACACACACACACACACACAGUGUAUGCACAUAUGGGCACAUAUGCAGCCUGUCUACCUCACAUAUAACUAAAACUACUGUAACCGUGUUAUAUUAUACACCAGUAUCAUCUCCCUAACAGCCCUUUGUAGUGCUCAAAUUACACUUAUCUCUUGGGGAUGGCCUGAAAACAGUUGGUUGGACCCAUAGAAUUAGGAGUUAGACAUUUUGAAAUUAGUAAUUUAAUAGGAUUUCUAUGGUUGGACCAAUGUUGUUUAUGGUGGUGCCAAUGUUUAAAUCAUUAACAUAUACACUGUCAUUUGAACCCUGACCCAUUUAUCUGUCCUAUCUCCAUCUCCUUCCAGAACAACCUGUUGAUGCUGGCCCUGCUGGCGUUCGAGGUUACCAUAUACCGCCACCAGGACCUGUACCGCAUGAAGAACAAUCUCACCACGCCCGUCACCAGAACCAUCUUCCACGACGUCACCCGGCAACACCUCGACGACAGCAUCCUCAACUGUGCCAAGUACUUCAUCAACUACUUCUUCUACAAGUUCGGCCUGGAGGUAUGA
Messenger RNA from Coregonus sp. 'balchen', 13625 nucleotides. The record is from the annotation of a GenBank genome assembly. NCBI's taxonomy places the organism in Eukaryota, Metazoa, Chordata, Actinopteri, Salmoniformes, Salmonidae.